This is a messenger RNA of Penaeus chinensis, 519 nucleotides long. RefSeq names its product protein lethal(2)essential for life-like. NCBI's taxonomy places the organism in Eukaryota, Metazoa, Arthropoda, Malacostraca, Decapoda, Penaeidae. The coding region runs from base 1 to 519 and encodes 172 amino acids. The record is from RefSeq and is a predicted model, not a curated record. The transcript has 2 exons.
AUGGAGAACAAAAAUACUGCCUCUCAUGAAACGAUAACUGCAGAAUCUCAUAAAUGCAAAAAUAAUUCACUUCUCCCCAUCGCCGAGAAGGGACUUUUCUUCCAUGAUUCCUUCUUCGAGGAUAUUCGGAAGCACUUUGAGACAGCCAUCGACCAAAUCCUGGAUACGUGGGGUGAAUCCAAAUCCGUGAGUGAUCUCAUGAGUAGCUUCACACGUAUAAGAGAGCGUAAUUUGCAGCAGGAGAACCAAGCCAUGGCCUUCAGCGAAAACGACCAGAAUCACAAGGUUGUACUAGAUGUUCAUGACUUCAAGAAUGGAGACGUUAAGGUCAGAGUGGAAGACAAUCAGGUGGUGGUGGAAGGGUGGAUGGAAAAGGAAGAGGGCGACUUCAAGUCCAUUAAAAGCUUCUGUCGACGUUUGAACUUCCCAGGCAAAGUGAACAUGGAGGCCGUGACUUCCGCAAUGUCUUCUGAUGGUAUCUUGACUAUUACGGCUCCAAAGUUAAUAGAGGAAUCGUAA